Molecule: messenger RNA, 819 nt
Organism: Bolinopsis microptera
Lineage: Eukaryota; Metazoa; Ctenophora; Tentaculata; Lobata; Bolinopsidae
Product: probable ribosome biogenesis protein RLP24
Exons: 3
Coding region: 21-533 (170 amino acids)
Biological process (GO): ribosomal large subunit biogenesis
Cellular component (GO): nucleolus
Source: RefSeq, a predicted model, not a curated record
UAAAAACUAUUAAUUAAGCUAUGAGAAUCGAAAAGUGUUACUUCUGUUCUUCAAACGUCCACCCUGGACAUGGAAUCAACUUCGUCCGUAAUGAUUGUAAGAUGUUCAGAUUUUGCCGGUCAAAGUGUCACAAGGCUUUCAAGAUGAAACGUAACCCAAGGAAAGUCAAGUGGACCAAAGCAUUUAGAAAAUCACAUGGAAAAGAAUUGGCAAUUGAUUCCACAUUUGAUCUGGAGAAGAAACGGAGCGUUCCAGUUAAGUACAACAGAGAAUUAUGGAAAAACACAAUCCACGCAAUGAAAAGAAUACAAGAAAUUAGAGCAAAAAGACAAAACCAGUUUAUUAAACAGAGACUGAAGGCUGGUAAGAAGCUCGAACUGAAGGACGAUGAGAAGGAAGUAGAACAUCACAUUCAUCUUAUUGAACCCAAGGUUACUGAAGAGCAAUUGUAUAAUGCAGCUCUCAACAAAACGAAACAGAAACUGCAAGAGAAAAAGAAAUUGCUUGAGGUGGAAUCUAUGGAUAUGGACUAAAAAAUGGCGCAUCAAAUCUUGAUAAAUUAUUCCAUUUAUAAAUUAUUUUGACGUCUUGUGCAUUGUCCCUGAAAUGCUGUGAUCAGAAAAGAAGAAAAGAAAGAAUUAUCUCAUCCAGCAGCACAUUUUGUUCGUUUAAAUGUUCAUUUUGCAAAUGUGUAUUUUCGAGAUUCAACAAUCCAUGAAAAAUCUGAGAUGGACUUGAGAAUUUACAGUUUGGCUGCAAGGGUAUUUAUUUGUUGUAUAAUAGUGUAAUUUCUGUCAGCAUUUUACGAUUGUUUUACCA